Lingula anatina is the source of this 2004-nucleotide messenger RNA. Its product is annotated as solute carrier family 22 member 4. Lineage: Eukaryota; Metazoa; Brachiopoda; Lingulata; Lingulida; Lingulidae. Gene Ontology annotation, biological process: transmembrane transport. Gene Ontology annotation, molecular function: transmembrane transporter activity. The record is from RefSeq and is a predicted model, not a curated record. Gene Ontology annotation, cellular component: membrane.
AUGGGCUGGUAUCAGCUGAGCCUGUUCCUCAUAAUCUCACUCUCUGAUAUCCCGGUGUCUUGGGCAAUGUUAUCUCUUAUCUUCACGGGGGACGACGCCAGUUGGAGGUGUCCAAUCGCGCGCACCAACGUCACUUCCGCUGCAGACGACUAUUUGACGGACAAUUCCACCACGCUUUUUGACUCUUUACUGUACGAUGUCAGCUCCAAUGUCAACAUUGUCAGUGAUGGCACACUGUCAAAUGUGUCAAAUGUUACCAAAAAUUCUAGUGACAUGUACACGUAUAAUACUUGCACUGCAGAUAACCAAGUCUGUCCAGGAAUUGAAUUCACUUCAGAAUCAUCGACAAUCGUUACAGAGUGGAAUCUUGUCUGCAACUUGGCCCCAGUGAGUGACCAGAUCACCUCCUUGCAGAUGAUCGGGGUGUUUUUUGGCUCCUUCAUUUACGGACAACUGGCGGACUCGUUUGGUCGGAAGAAGGCGUGGUUCGGUGGUAUUCUUCUUAUGUGUUUGACCGGAUUUGCCCAGAUAUAUGCUCCAACUUGGUAUGUGUUUGCCAUACUGAGGCUUAUCACAGGCAUAAGUCUUGGAGGCACCAUAGUGGUUGGAUUUGUAUACCCCAUGGAGUUUAUUGGAAUCCGGUGGCGCGCGUUUACCGGAUCCAUAGGAUUGUGGCCUGUCGGCUUGGGUGCACUGGCGGCAUUUGGCUUUACUAUUAAGGACUGGAAACAGAUUAUGUUAGCCACCACACUGCCCGGACUGGCCCUGCUACUGUUUUGGUUUUAUAUUCCCGAAAGCCCCAGAUGGCUGGUGACAAGAGGUCGGUACAAAGAGGCAGAAGAAAUCAUGCAGAGAAUAGCCAGAAGGAAUAAAAAAGAAAUGCCAGACUUUGCAGAAUUUGUCGCAAAUUAUGAGGCCAAUAAGAACCAGGCCAAGACACGCGAUUAUAGAAUUCAUGACUUAUUUCGCACCCCUAGACAAUCCAGGUUGAUCGUGAUGUUAACGUACAUUAUGUUCAGCAUGGCCCUUUUCGUAUAUACCAUGGGGUUCAACGUGAAAAAUCUCCCCGGAGGCAAGGCGAUUAACUUCGCGAUAGGGUUUGGAAUAGGUUAUCCUACUAGCCUGUUCUCCAUAUAUCUCAAUAACUGUCUAGGACGCCGGUGGACAUUUAUUGGCUUGACAGCACUAGGCGGGGUCCUAACGCUCUCUGUCAUCUUGCUUGACGUGUUUGGUGUCUAUGAGACGGCGUGGUUGGCGGUGGCCUUGGUGUCCACACUGGGUCGGACGUGUGUUCUGACAGGCUGGACAGCUGCUAUGAUUAUCUCAUCAGAGCUGCUGCCAACUCCUAUUAGAGAUAUAGGUGUGGCCGUAGCGAUGGGAGGAAGUCGGCUUGGAUCCAUAGUAGCACCUCAGUUGGUAUAUCUAUCAAAACUCGACAGAAGAUAUCCGUUCAUCAUCGGCGGAGUCUUCGCAAUAGGAGCGGCAAUUACCGGAUGGUUCCUGCCAGAAACAAAGGGGCAAGCCUUAGAAGACGAUGUGCCAAAAUGGACGUGGUGCUUCUGUUGUCCAUGCGGGUGCGCACGGAACGAUGUCGACGAGGAUUCGAAAUCAGUAAAUGAUGAAUUUGCCGAUAAUGACGAAAAAGAACCCCUCGAGGGGCAUGAUCACAACGUGGAUGCGUUAUCUGACGGAAUGGAUUACCUUAGCGCUUUUGGAAGUAUAGGAACACUUGACUUGCAGUGGCCCUCUUUUACCAAUUUGCACUUAACGGUGCCUCACGAGGUGAAGCAUCGUGGGAAAUAUGUUCAGUUGGAGGAUUUAAACCGCGAAACGAUAAUAUAAACACUUGUCUAAAGCGGCAGAUUAUGGCGCCAUUGUGGCCUGGCUGAUGCAGACAACGGUUAAGGCACAUGUGCCAAGACGGCUACAUUUUGAAAGAAUAAUUUGUUUUUCGUUUGUGUUUGCAGCAUAUGCCUGUGAUUAAUUAAAAUAUAUUGAUAUGUA